UUUGGUCAGAGUUUUUCUCAGUGCAAAAAGAAAAUGAGAGCUUAUCUGGAGCUCCAAAUGCAUAGGGUGGGUUUUAAGCAAGGGGUUAAAACUACUUUUCACAACUAACAAAAUUUCAAAUGCACACUGUAUAUGUUUGUGGGAGGGGGUUACAAAAAGGGAAUCCUCAAUACCAAUUGGCUAGUCUCUAUCAGCUGCAGUUCAGCUGAAGCUGCUGCUGAGGAGCAGUAUUGAUCUGAAGAGUUAAUGUGUAGGGAAGCACAGAGAGGGAUUCAGUCGUUUCUCAGAAGGGAGCCAACCUCUUCCAGUAAGAAAGCGGUUUCUACCUGUCUUUCCUGCCUGCGAGAUCCUUUGUGAAUGAAGGGGAACACGAGAAAGGGCAGUUUGUUGCUACAGUGAUUCAGAGAAAGAGGUAUUGCUGCUGUGCAUACUGCUGCUGCUGCUGCUGAUCUCGCUGAGGCUGCUGCAGCUUCGUGUAGCAGACUGUGAGGAGUUCAACAUCAACGGGGAAAAAAAAAGGCAGAGCAGUAUGCAGCUAUCCAGAGGAUGUUGAUUGCAACUUAGAUUAUCCCCAAAUCGCUGUUGAUUUGACUGAUGCUCCAGCUUUAUCAGAGAAAAGAUUUCAAUUAAGGUCCCUUUAGAUGGAAUUUAAUGUGACAAAAACCUUGUCGUCAGAAGGAUUAAUGUCUGCAUUAGCAUUUCCGCAAUAAAAUCGGAAGCUAAGUGGUGGAGGCCACAGACACCUCAAACCUGGAUUCCUCUGCUCUGCAUUAAGUACUGGAGUUUUUAUUACUUGCUGUAGGGAAGCCAUUGCCAAUGCUUACAAGGAACUGCUUAUCCCUGCUUCUCUGUGUCCUGUUUGAUGGAGGUCUCCUAACACCACUGCAUCCACAACCACAACAGACAUUAGAACCAGAGGCAAGAGAAAAUGUCCCAGUGCCAGGGAGGAGGUCAUUUGCCCAGCGAGUCAAACGAGGCUGGGUUUGGAAUCAAUUUUUUGUGCUGGAGGAGUACAUGGGCUCUGAACCUCAGUAUGUUGGAAAGCUUCAUUCUGAUUUGGACAAGGGAGUGGGCACUGUAAAAUAUACCCUUUCAGGAGAUGGUGCUGGCACUGUUUUUACCAUUGAUGAGACCACAGGAGAUAUUCAUGCCAUAAGGAGCCUAGAUCGAGAAGAAAAACCUUUCUACACACUCCGGGCACAGGCUGUGGAUGUUGACACCAAGAAACCACUAGAGCCAGAAUCAGAAUUCAUCAUCAAAGUGCAGGACAUUAAUGAUAAUGAGCCAAAGUUUCCGGAUGGGCCUUAUGUUGCCAGUGUCCCAGAAAUGUCUCCAGUGGGAGCAUAUGUGCUUCAAGUAAAGGCGACAGAUGCUGAUGAUCCCACUUAUGGAAACAGUGCUAGAGUGGUUUACAGCAUUCUUCAGGGGCAACCAUAUUUCUCAAUUGAUCCAAAGACAGGUGUAAUAAGAACAGCUUUGCCAAAUAUGGACAGAGAAGUGAAAGAGCAGUAUCAAGUUCUAAUUCAAGCCAAGGACAUGGGAGGACAGCUGGGAGGACUAGCUGGUACUACCACUGUAAACAUUACUCUCACGGAUGUCAAUGACAACCCACCCAGAUUUCCUAAGAGUAUCUUCCAUUUAAAAGUACCUGAGUCCUCUCAUGUUGGUUCUGCUAUUGGAAGGAUCAGAGCUGUGGACCCUGAUUUUGGGAAAAAUGCAGAAAUUGAGUAUAACAUAGUUCCAGGAGAUGGAGGGAACUUGUUUGACAUCUCAACAGAUGAGAACACCCAGGAAGGAGUUAUCAAACUGAAAAAGCCAUUAGACUUUGAAACAAAAAAGGCUUAUACCUUUAAAGUUGAGGCCUCCAAUCUCCAUCUUGACCAUCGAUUUCACUCAGUGGGUCCGUUCAAAGAUACUGCCACUGUGAAGAUAAAUGUGUUGGAUAUGGAUGAACCUCCAGUUUUCAGCAAGCCUAUGUACACAAUGGAGGUUUAUGAGGAUACACCUGUGGGGACCAUUAUAGGUGCAGUGACUGCACAAGACCUUGAUGCUGGCAGCAGCUCAGUUAGAUACUUCAUCGAUUGGAAGAAUGAUGUGGACAGCUACUUUACAAUAGAUGCUACUGAAGGAACCAUUGCUACUAAUGAAUUACUGGAUAGAGAAAGCACAGCACAAUACAAUUUCUCUAUAAUUGCAAGUAAAGUUAGUAACCCACAAUUAACCAGCAAAGUCAACGUUAUAAUAAAUAUCCUGGAUGUCAACGAGUUUCCUCCAGAAAUUUCAGUUCCAUAUGAGACAUCCGUAUGUGAAAAUGCCAAGAUGGGACAGGUGAUACAGAUUAUCACUGCAGCAGACAAAGAUUUGUCACCAGCUGGGCAAAGGUUUUCCUUCAGAAUGUCACCUGAGGCCUCCAACAAGCCAAAUUUCACAGUCCAUGACUACAGAAACAACACAGCUGGGAUUGAAACCAGGAGAAAUGGUUACAGCAGAAGGCAGCAAGAGCUGUACUUUCUUCCAAUAGUGAUAGAAGAUAGCAGUUACCCUGUCCAGAGCAGCACAAACACGUUGACUAUUCGUGUUUGCAGAUGUGAUUCUGAUGGUACCAUCCAGUCCUGCAAUGUGGAAGCAAUCUUCUUGCCAGUAGGCCUCAGCACAGGAGCACUGAUUGCAAUCUUGUUGUGUAUUGUCAUACUUUUAGUCAUUGUGGUACUGUAUGUAGCACUACGAAGGCAGAAGAAAAAGGACACCCUUAUGACCUCUAAGGAAGACAUCAGAGAUAAUGUUAUCCAUUAUGAUGACGAAGGAGGUGGAGAAGAGGACACCCAGGCUUUUGACAUAGGUGCCCUGAGGAAUCCCAAAGUGAUAGAAGAUAACAAAAUACGCAGAGACAUAAAACCGGACACCUUGCGUUUUUCACGUCAUAGACCACUAGUUGAAGAUAACACAGACAUAAGAGAUUUCAUUAAUCAAAGGCUACAGGAAAACGAUGUAGAUCCAACUGCACCCCCUUAUGACUCCUUGGCAACCUAUGCUUAUGAAGGAAAUGGAUCUGUUGCAGAGUCUCUCAGCUCUAUAGACUCCCUUACUACAGAGGCAGAUCAGGAUUAUGACUAUCUGAGUGACUGGGGACCUCGCUUUAAGAUCUUGGCAGAUAUGUUUGGAGAAGAAGAAAGUUAUAACACUGACAAAGUCACUUAAGUACAACAGUGAAAUAAAAAGUAAAGCAACCACAAAUUAGAAAGAUAAACCUAAGCUUUAUAUACGUCAGGAUUCAUUUGAUUACAAAAGAACUGUUUCAGCAAGUUACUACACGUAUCAUACUGUCAGUUUUGGUUUGAUCUGCAAAGGAAUGAAAAAAAAAACAUGCAAUAUACACAGUUUUUUGCUGUUGUUAUUUUGUUACUCUGGAAUUACACUGAGACAAGCUCAGGCAUACAAGGUACAGUUUACUGACCUGACUUAGAAAGAAGAUAGCUUUCUGGCAUCAUGGUGGAAGAGUGGUAGCUUUUUCGUAAUUCCACUAAAGUGCCUAUUGAAACUUUUCUUGUUUAAGUGGUAAAGAGUCUGCUGUGAUGGUGUUACAAAACUGAAUGGUAAAUUGGAGAAGAACUUUAAGACAAGAAACAAUAGCAACAUGCUGACUUCAUUUAGGACAAAAAUGGAGAUCACUUCCUGGAGUGUAUCUAAGAACUAAAAUGAAGGUGGGGGUGGGGGUGUACAUUGUGUUUGUUUGGGGGUCAUCUUUGUUUUUUUUAAAGAAGAAAACAGUAUGUCAAGACGUCAUAUAUCUUCUUCUGAAAUUUCACUGAAAAUUUAGAUUUAAAAUUCUAUUGCUCACUCUGAAGACGUAAAGCCCAGUUAAAGGAAAAGAUCUUAGCAUACAUCAGUGAAUAUUUAAAAUGUUCAUGCAAAUAUUACAUUUUUUCCAAAAUAAUAAAAAGAUGAAAGCAGCUAUUC
This is a messenger RNA of Neopsephotus bourkii (Bourke's parrot), 3957 nucleotides long. RefSeq names its product cadherin-12. Gene Ontology annotation, cellular component: catenin complex; plasma membrane; adherens junction. The coding region runs from base 817 to 3198 and encodes 793 amino acids. NCBI's taxonomy places the organism in Eukaryota, Metazoa, Chordata, Aves, Psittaciformes, Psittacidae. Gene Ontology annotation, molecular function: cadherin binding; calcium ion binding. The transcript has 13 exons. The record is from RefSeq and is a predicted model, not a curated record. Gene Ontology annotation, biological process: cell-cell junction assembly; calcium-dependent cell-cell adhesion; adherens junction organization.